Molecule: messenger RNA, 877 nt
Organism: Zymoseptoria tritici IPO323
Lineage: Eukaryota; Fungi; Ascomycota; Dothideomycetes; Mycosphaerellales; Mycosphaerellaceae
Exons: 1
Coding region: 29-877 (282 amino acids)
Source: RefSeq, a predicted model, not a curated record
UUCUCUCCUCUCGACUCACUUCUCAAUCAUGGACAGAGAUCUCGUGCUCCCCACUUGGGCCAAGGAGUGGACCUCUCGUACUCAUGUCGGCCUUUACUACGCGAGCACCCUGAUCUUCGCCGUGCUGUCCAUCACAGCUGUCGUGCUCGGCCUUCAAGCCUUGAUACACCUCCGCGCAUGCCGAAUAGACAUCCUCAAAGACCCGUCAUCCAGGAUGGCACUCUUUGCAGCGUGCAAUAAGCGCGUGAGAAGCAUUACAAAGUCACAGCUUUUCGUCGCCGCAGCAUUCGCUACACAUGCGUUCGUGCUGUACUCGGUCGACGUGGCUAUCUGCAUGGCCGCCAUCUGGAAUGACGCCUCCGAGAACUCCGAUCGCUACACCUCCAGCCUGGCUAUAGAGCUUGCGCACGAUGCUGUUGGCAUAGCCGCUGCCACUUUAGCCGCGUGCGUCAUCUUUCCACUAGCCCAGGUGUUUCUCUUUGGAGCGCUACUUGCAAGGUCUCAACGACGUCUCAACCCUGAAGCUACACUGGCCGCUUACAUACCGGAAGCACGGAUCAUGACGACUCAUCUGGGACAACUCUGGUCGAUGAUGGCGUUCUGUCUGGUUGCAUACUGGCCCACCUUUGAACGUACCGUCCUACGAUUGAGUUUGGCCGAAGCUGCUUUUGCGACCGCGAUGGUGUGGCUGCAUCUCAGCUACAGGCUCACCUUUCGCGAGGACCUGGUCGCCGGUGUACUCGAGGGUAGUCCGCAUUCCGCGUUGGAGAAGCAAACGCUCCUCUUGUUCUCUGGCAGCACAAUUGCAAACAGCUUGCCAACUUACGAUGCGAUCAACAGAAGCGAAUCAGUGCGGGGCGAGAAGCAGGAAGUGUGA